Molecule: messenger RNA, 1635 nt
Organism: Helianthus annuus (common sunflower)
Lineage: Eukaryota; Viridiplantae; Streptophyta; Magnoliopsida; Asterales; Asteraceae
Product: E3 ubiquitin-protein ligase RNF216
Exons: 3
Coding region: 187-1482 (431 amino acids)
Biological process (GO): protein polyubiquitination; ubiquitin-dependent protein catabolic process; positive regulation of proteasomal ubiquitin-dependent protein catabolic process
Cellular component (GO): cytoplasm; ubiquitin ligase complex
Molecular function (GO): RNA-DNA hybrid ribonuclease activity; zinc ion binding; ubiquitin protein ligase activity
Source: RefSeq, a predicted model, not a curated record
CCAUUGGAAUUUGGAUCGGGUAUGACAUGAUUUUACAGUUACAUACGGAUACAAAACAUAGUUUUAUAACAAGGUAUCGGUAUAAAAAUAAUCAUACCCGACCCGUUUUCAAUCCAUGAUACCAUUUUCAGCCCUAAAUAGCAUAGAAAUAUAUACCGCAGUUAAAACGUAACAAAUAACCGUCCCAUGGAGGUCGCCGAUGAACUCGCAGCCGCCAUCGGCGCUGAUCCCGAUGAAGACUUCGCCUUUCAACUUCAAAUGCAAGAAGCGGUAACAGCCUCUUUAACCCCAAAACCUUCUUCAUCAUCGUCAUCAAACGACGACGUUUUUAAGGUUUAUUUCAAGGGUUUGGUGAGUGAUGAAACUGUUUCGAAUGUUAAAAUGUCGUUUGCUGGAAUUGGGGUAGCGGUUUUUGAUGCAAGCGAUUGUUGUUUAGUUAAGGCGCGAAAAUCAUAUUUGGUUGACGCUGAUAGUCCUGGAACCGAAGAUGAACUAGUGGAACUUGAAGGUUUAAUCGAAGCCUUGAAUGUUGCUGUUAAUCAUGGGUUGAAACGGGUUCGGGUUUUCAGUGAUUGCAAUUCGGGUUAUCGUUAUCUGACUCGUAAAAGGAAACGAACAAGCAGCAAGAUUGCGACACUGAUCGAUCAACUGAACGAUAUUCAAAGUAAGUUCAUAUACUAUGAGCGGUUUCAUGUGAAGAAAAACGAUAUCAGGUUUGUUUACGAACUAGCAAGAGACGCAAUCACAUUUGAGGCCGCCAAUUGGGACAACAGCGAUUCUGGCAUGACAAUAACCGAGCAAUGCACAAUUUGUUUUGAAUACGUCGUCAGUGAUCAGAUAUUUUCAGUCAACAAAUGUCUGCACCGAUAUUGCUUUUCUUGUAUGAGAAAACACGCAGAAGCAAAGUUACUACAAGGAAAGUUGCCCGAAUGCCCACAUGAAAAAUGUGAAUCCAAAAUCGAAAUUGAAAGCUGCAAGAAGCUUCUAGAACCAGAAUUGUAUAAAAUUUUGAGGUCACGCGUAAAAGAAGCUUCUAUUCGUCCUUCGGACAAAGUUUAUUGCCCGUUUUCGAACUGUUCUGCUUUAAUGUCGAAAGACGAGGUUAAAGAACAUACACCGGCUUCAUCAUCAUCAUCAUCUACUGCUGCCGGAGAAAGUGGAAUGAGAAAGUGCGUUGAAUGUAACUGUCGUUUUUGUAUAAACUGCAAAGUGCCUUGGCAUGACAACGUUACUUGCUCGGAUUACAUGAAGUCGUUCCUGUUUCAGUCUUCUAAUGAGGCGAAACUAAAGUCGCUGGCGACAAAAGAAGGUUGGCGCGAGUGUAAAAAUUGCAUGAAUUUAGUUGAACUUGCGAGCGGGUGUUACCAUAUUGAUUGCAGAUGCGGAUAUCAGUUUUGCUACACGUGUGGAGCGGAGUGGGUUGACAAGAAACAGACGUGCGGGUGUCGGCUCUGGGAUGAGCAUAACAUUAUCUAUGCGUAGCGGCGUUGAAAUGGCCCAUGAUAUUGGUGGUUGGUUUGUAUGGCAAGACUGUUUUGACCAAGUGUUUACAGUACAGCCUUUUGACUUCUAACAAAAUACGAGAUUACUCUUUUCGCUAUUUUUAUUGUUUUCUAACAUCAGUUUGAUACGUUA